AGUUAAAUAGAUAUCGGACAUUAACAUUUCCUUUUAUAUGUGCGUGUGUGUUUGAUGACUGCGGGAAAUUGGCUGCCGUGUGUAAUUUGCAAAUAAAUCGCUGAAUAUGGCUAAAAAGAAAAGUGAAGAGCAUUCGGGAGCCGAUGCAAACGAUAGUGACUACAAUGAGGAACCGAAUUUCGACGAUCCACCAAAUUUCGUAGACAAUAUCAGCGAUGAAGAUUUGCUUGGUGAUAUGCUGGCCCAACGGCCAUCGGAAGCCGAUGGCGUUGAAAGCGUUGUUGUGAUCGACAACAUGCCCAUAGUGGAGCCAAACCGUAUUGACAAAUUGAAAUCGGUCAUCAGCAAACUUUUCUCGAAUUGCGGUGAAAUUGUGAACGUUGUUUAUCCGGUCGAUGAUGAGGGCAAGACCAAGGGGUAUGCCUUCAUGGAGUACAAGCACGCCAGUCAGGCAGAGGAGGCAGUGCAGAAGCUCAACAACUAUCGCCUGGACAAGAAUUAUACAUUUGCCGUCAACUUGUUUACAGAUUUCCAAAAAUAUGAAAACAUACCGGAGAAAUGGGAACCGCCAACUGUGCAGCCCUUUAAGGUGCAGAACGAUCUGUACAAUUUCAUCAAUGAUCCCGAUACCUACGAUCAGUACUGUGUGGCGGCGGAGACAGCUCCCAACUGUGUGCAGGUUUCCUUCUGGCAGAACGUCCUGCCGGAGCCCAAUGAACUGGAGUCGCGUGAACGUUUCACGGACACGUUUGUGAAAUGGUCGCCGCUGGGAACCUAUGUGGUUACCUUCCAUAAGCCAGGUGUGGCUAUUUGGGGCGGUAGCAGCUUCCAGAAAAUCCAAAAGUUUCCCCAUCCCGGCACCCAAUUCGUAGAAUUUUCACCCUGCGAGAAUUAUUUGGUCACUUAUGGACCAACACCAACUGGCCAGAAGAUCAUCAUUUGGGAUAUCCGUACUGGUGCUGAGAAGCGUUCGUUUGUUGCCGAUGGAAUGUCUGUGCUGUCCAUGUUCCGUUGGUCGCACGAUGAUAAAUUUGUGGCACGCAUGGGCGAUAACUCGAUCCACAUCUAUGAAACACCAUCGUUCUAUUUGCUAGAUCUGAAGUCCAUCAAGAUCUUGGGCAUUCGUGGCUUCUCCUGGUCGCCCACUGACAACGUGAUUGCCUACUGGGUGGAGGAGCAGAAUCAGAUACCCGCUCGCGUCACUCUUAUGGAGAUUCCCAAGAAGCGUGAGAUCCGCAACAAGAACCUCUUCAAUGUGGCCGACUGCAAGUUGCAUUGGCAAAAGUCGGGCGAUUAUUUGUGUGUCAAGGUUGAUCGCUACUCCAAGUUGAAGAAGGACAAGAAGGAAUUGGACGUCAAGUUCCUGGGUAUGUUCUACAACUUUGAGAUCUUUCACAUGCGUGAAAAGGAGAUACCCGUCGAUUCGGUGGAGAUACGUGAACUUAUCCUUGCCUUUGCCUGGGAGCCAAUCGGCAAUAAGUUUUCCAUUAUUCACGGAGAGCCGAACUCGGCCAACGUCAGCUUCUACGAGGUCAACAAGGGUGUCAAGCCUAGUCUUGUCAAGCGUUUGGAAAAGAAGUCGUGCACCCAUCUCUUCUGGUCGCCGCGUGGUCAAUUCAUUGUGAUGGCCAACCUGACCAUGGGCACCUUCGAGUUUGUCGAUACCACUAAUGAUUACAUUAUAAGCGCAUCACCGGAUCACUUCCGCGCUUCUGAGGUCGAAUGGGAUCCCACUGGUCGCUAUGUUGUCACUGGCGUCUCAUCCUGGAAGGUCAAGGAGGAUACAGGCUUCAACAUGUAUACCUUCCAGGGUCGCAUUAUCAAGCGAACCAUUCUAAAGAACUUUGUGCAGUUCUUAUGGCGCCCACGGCCCCCAACGCUGCUCAGCGAGGAAAAGCAGAAGGACAUUAAGAAGAACUUGAAGAAGUACUAUCCUGCCUUCGAGCAAAAGGAUCGUCUACGCUUGACCCGUGCCUCCAAGGAGCUGCUCGAGAAACGCUCACAGCUACGCGAGACCUUCAUGGAGUACCGCAACAAGCGCAUUGCCGAAUGGAAGGAUCAGAAGAGUCGUCGUGUCAUGCUCAGAGGGCAUGUCGAUACAGAUAACUUGGAAACUGAUGAAGUUGAUGAAGAAGUGGUUGAAUUUUUAGUCAAGGAAGAAAUAACCCUGCUGGAGUAGACGACUCCCCACACUCCGCGUCCACGUCCACGUCCCGCCCUGCAUUCACAUCCCGUGAAGCUGGUGUCUCAGACUUGCGUCAAAACGCGACUACGCCCCGGCGGAAUUCACACGUCGGGCUUCUUUUCCAAACACGUAGCGCGUCUUUAAUAAUACAAUUAAGCGUAAUUACAUCUAAAAAAAGCUUGCGUUAUAUACAUAUGCACACCUAAAUAGCCAUACCUAUAUAAAUUUGAUCCUUAAGCACAACAGUAACGUCACAUAAACUCUUGAAUUCAUAUUAACUAAAGUCAAGCUCGCGAACAAUUGAACACUUAGAAAAUCAUGUCCGAGGUCACGUUGUCAACUAUUAAAAGUAAAUUUGCAAUGUAUUUGUAUGUCAACAGCAAAAAGAAAAGGAAAAC
Messenger RNA from Drosophila innubila, 2583 nucleotides. It is a transcript of the gene eIF3b, whose product is annotated as eukaryotic translation initiation factor 3 subunit B. NCBI's taxonomy places the organism in Eukaryota, Metazoa, Arthropoda, Insecta, Diptera, Drosophilidae. Gene Ontology annotation, cellular component: eukaryotic translation initiation factor 3 complex. The record is from RefSeq and is a predicted model, not a curated record. Gene Ontology annotation, molecular function: translation initiation factor activity; translation initiation factor binding; RNA binding. The transcript is spliced from 4 exons. Bases 107 to 2179 code for a protein of 690 amino acids. Gene Ontology annotation, biological process: translational initiation.